CUCAAUAGGCUGUUGCAAAAGCAUAUUAUCAUUAUUCUAGCCCUCACAGUCCCAUAGCACUUGGGACAAUCUCACGUAGGUUAAGCCCACUAUGAGUACUUAUAGUGGUCGAAAUUGGUUAGUCUACAGAACAAACAAUGUACUAGGACAAUUUCUGAAGUUUCUCUCUCAAUAGCUUCCCCAACAAUGCACAGUCCUUCUCACCCAGAUCAGCCAAUUUGAUGGCCUUCUCUGCCCAUCGCCGGCAAUCGUCGCUUUCAGAAAGUAAAUAAAGAUCCACCGCUCGAUUAAAUGACAUUGUUGCCAUCCACUGAAUUUCAUCGCUUGGGUAGUGCAUGGUCGUACCGUAGAGGUCACAAGCUGAGGCCAAAGCCUGAUCAAGGGCCGACUCAGCGAGGCGGUAUUCUGAUGCGUCUAAAGAGAGUUGGAAGAAGGUAUGGAUGUAGCGGGGAAGAACGCCCCGGGCUGUUGCGCCAUCUAGGUACGGAGACGUGGAGGUGCGGAGGACAAGUACUAUUCUCUUAGGAUGGAAUAUUCCGUUAGCCCAUGUAGUAUCAUAACUGAUAGAGUAUCGAGUGUUUUAUAACGAAUACCUCAACAGACUUAACAGUAUAUGUUGCCGAAGCUCCGCAACGGAGGACGCAAUCUAAAAAUAUAGAACCGAGUUUCUCGUCAAUUAUGCUCUUAGACUCAUCAAUUAUGGAAGGCACAUGAUCCCAUUGAUUGAAGAAUAUCGCGCAUUCGAGGUCAAUUGAUAAGGUUUUCCGAUAAUUUUGGAGCCAUUCACUGUGUUCGUCAGUUGUAUUCUCAAUUUGUGGUCGGCUCCGGAUGUAAGUUCGGUAGUGCUGAGCAAAUUUUCGGACAUUUUCAUAGUGUUGUUGCU
Messenger RNA from Aspergillus pseudotamarii, 883 nucleotides. RefSeq lists its product as uncharacterized. NCBI's taxonomy places the organism in Eukaryota, Fungi, Ascomycota, Eurotiomycetes, Eurotiales, Aspergillaceae. The transcript has a single exon. Bases 292 to 525 code for a protein of 77 amino acids. The record is from RefSeq and is a predicted model, not a curated record.